GUCAUAUCUGUGCAAGAACAUAUCGCCUUUCUGUACAUGCAUCAGUGUCGUAUCUUUUGUGUAUCCUGAUUAGGAAAACACAAGGUGCUUGGGAUAUCGCUAUUGAUGUUAUUUAGUACUAAUAGGUAUGCAGAUGAAGCCUGUACACUCAUGUGAGGUCUGCCUUUAUUUGGAGCAACUGCUAUGGUGGUCCUAAUAUCUGGUUACAUGCUAAUUUGUUGGUUUAGUGAAUGAUGCUUCAUUUGGUGAACGGAAACUAGUUUGUUAAUGCCUCGCAAAUGUAUGGUGUAAACUGGUUUAUUUGGGUCUCCAUUGCUUUGUUAGUACAUAAGGACAUGUAUAUGACAUAUGCACUUGAAUUCCAGCAAUCUUUGAGGUUUUCUUUUCUUCUGUUUUUGUUCAUCAACCACCGUACUUUCUGUUGCCCUAAUAGUAUUCGCCGUGCGUAUGAACAUCAUUUUCCAUAUAUUCUAUUUGGCCCCAUGCAAUUGCAGAAAUUUACAUGGAUGUAAUACUUACAUUCGUGAAUGCUUUCAGGAAGGCAAUUGGGAAGGCUACUGAUAACCCAGAGGUUGUAGAAGCAAUUGGGGUGCCUAUAGUUAGAGGACCAUGGUAUGAUGCUUCUCUUGCCGGGGGCCAUCGACGGAGAUCUGUUUCAUGUACAUUCCCUGUAUCUGGUCCACAUGGGUCAGGAUUUUUGCAGAUUAAGGCUAUCCGAAAUGGAGAGGAUGGUCUUCUUUCCUUUUUGCGGCAUCACGACUGGGAGAUACUUACCAUGGAAGCUCAUUUGCAUGUGCCUUCAUAUGGUGACAAGCAGAAGACACUAGUUAAGGUGAAUCUUGCAAGCAAUCGCGGUCCUUCUGGUACUCGUGGGGAAUAUGAGCAACCUGAGUGUUGUGAACGCAUUUGUCGGCAAGACCACGCGCGAAGGAAGAAGCAGCAGGCGGCGUCCACAACUUAAGAGCGCAUCCAGAGCAUGCUAACGACAUCAAGUGCCUUGAGUCCGUUUCAGUUGAAGUUAGAUUGAGUUAGUUUGAGUUGAUUGAGUUGAGUUUGUUAGCUAUUUGUUAGGAGAUUCAUUUGAGAUUGUUAGCUCGGUUUGUUAGGGCCGCCUCUAUAUAAAGAGCACGGCGGAACUCUUAAUGGACAACAAGGAAUUAGCUAGCCACGUAAUCGGUAGUUCAGAGCCUCUCUCAAGGGCGAACACGCCAUCGCCUCCUUGUCUCAGCGAACAGCCAAACUAGCCAUAAAAUCUUUGGUAUCAAAGACUUUUCAAUCA
This is a messenger RNA of Phragmites australis (common reed), 1279 nucleotides long. RefSeq lists its product as uncharacterized. The record is from RefSeq and is a predicted model, not a curated record. The coding region runs from base 503 to 961 and encodes 152 amino acids. The transcript is spliced from 2 exons. NCBI's taxonomy places the organism in Eukaryota, Viridiplantae, Streptophyta, Magnoliopsida, Poales, Poaceae.